This is a messenger RNA of Clunio marinus, 1819 nucleotides long. The record is from the annotation of a GenBank genome assembly. Lineage: Eukaryota; Metazoa; Arthropoda; Insecta; Diptera; Chironomidae.
AGAAGCUUUGAUACUUCAGUAAUCCACAAAAAAGUAAACACACGUGAAAAUAAAAACAAAAACAAACUUUUAAUUUUAAUAUUAUGGAGAGUAAUAUUGAACCAAAAAUUAUCAACGAAGGAUCAGCUAAAAUAUUCGAAGAAGGACAUGUUUUUUAUAAUCCGGUUCAAGAAUUCAAUCGAGAUAUUUCAAUUUGUGUCAUCAACACAUUCUUGGAAAAUUAUGAACAAAAGGAAGUGAAUAAAAAUGUUAAAGUUAGCGGAAAAAUUCGUAUUCUUGAAGCAUUAUCAGCAACAGGUCUUCGAAGUAUCAGGUAUGCAAAAGAAGUGUCUGGUGUUGAUGAAAUUAUAGCAAAUGACUUGAUGAAAGAAGCUGUAGAAAUGAUUAAAAGAAAUGUAAAAAUGAAUCAAGUUGAAAAUAUUGUGAUCCCAAACGAAGCUGAUGCAAUGACAUUAAUGUAUAGUUCAACAGCUUCAUCAAAACGAUUUACAAUCAUUGAUUUAGAUCCGUAUGGGGGUCCAAAUAAGUUUUUGGAUGCUGCCAUUCAAAGUAUAGAAGAAGGCGGCUUACUCUUGGUCACCGCAACAGAUAUGGCAGUAUUAGCUGGAAAUACUCCUGAAGCAUGUAUUGUGAAGUAUGGAUCAGUUCCCUUGAAAUCUAAAGCCUGUCAUGAAAUGGCUCUUCGAAUACUUCUUCGAUGCAUUGAAGGACAUGCUAAUCGUUAUGGGCGUUAUAUCAAACCUCUUCUAAGUUUAUCAGUUGAUUUCUAUGCAAGAGUUUUCGUAAGAGUGUACAGUGGACAAUUUCAAUGCAAAGAAAGCAGCACAAAGCAAUCAAUGGUUUUUCAAUGUACUGGAUGUGAGGCUUUAACACUUCAACCACUUGCAGUGAGAAAGAGAAAUCCAGAUAAUCCAAAGUCAGUCAAAUUCGGUAUUCCAACGGGUCCAUUUGUGUCAGCGCAAUGUGAACAUUGUGGACACAAACAUCAUAUGGGAGGUCCAAUAUAUUCUGACCCGAUUCAUGAUCCUGAAUUUUUGAAGUCACUCAUGAAAUUUGUAAGUUCUGAGAAAGGAUCAAAAUUAGGAACAUACAACAGAAUUCUUGGGAUUUUGUCGGUGGUUCAAGAAGAGCUUCAUGAAAUUCCACUCUAUUACACAAUUGAUAAAUUAUGUUGUGUUUUGAAAUUGGAAAUGAUUCCACAAUUAAAAAUGAGAUCAGCAAUUUUAAAAGAAGGUUAUCGAGUAUCUUUGUCACAUGCAUGUAGAAAUUCAUUGAAAACUGACGCACCGAUUAGUGUUUUAUGGGACAUUCUUCGUUACUGGUCGAAAUCUCAUCCAGUCAAUCGAUCUCGUUUCCUAGAAGGAUCAGCUUUAAAAGCGAUUCUCUCGAAAGCUCCAAGUAAAGAAUAUGAUUUAAAUAAUAUUCACCCUGAUGCUGAUCCACCUAGUCGUAAAGAAGCUCUUCAAAGGUUUCCCGAGAAUCCAGCUGCACAUUGGGGUCCAGGUACACGUUCCACUUUAAUGGUUGACAAAGAGAAAAUUACUAAAAGCAUCAGAAAUCAAAACAAAAACAAAAUUAAACGAGAAAAGAAGAAAGAAUCAUCUUUUACGAAUUCAGACAAUGAGCAAAAUUCUGCUAAGCAGAGAAAACUUGACACUGACAAAGAAAUCUCUGCUUGAAUCAAAAUAUGUAAUAAAUAAAGAUAAUAUUUUAUGUUGAAGUGAAAUAUCCGUUUCUGAUCACUUUGACUUGUGAAAAAGUUAUUCAAGCGUAAUCCUUUUUCCCAUUUUCCCUCGCCUCAUUUUCUUUGAUACUUAAU